UGGUCACUCUACAGGAAUUUCCUCUGAGGGUCCUGAACAGCGGGAUGAAGGUUUGCUAAUUACGAGGGAACAUUUUUAGGCAGGAAUGAGACCCCCCCGCCGCUGAGCUGAAGAUGAGAGAGUGGUGGGUUCAUGUGGGUUUAAUCUGCAUCCCACUGGUGGCCGUGUACCUGCACAUCCCGCCCCCCCAGCUCUCACCUGCCCUGCAGAAGUGGCACAGUUCCGGGGAGGUCUUCCUCUUCAGAGGGAGGAAGAUCUUCUACAGAGACUCUUAUGGUGCUUUGGGCAGCUCGGAUGUGGUUAUUCUCCUUCACGGCUUCCCCACCUCCAGCUACGACUGGAACAAGAUCUGGGAUCCACUGACUUUACACUUUCAUCGAGUCAUUGCACUGGACUUCCUCGGUUUUGGCUUCAGUGACAAACCAAGGCCCCACAGAUACUCUAUUUUCGAGCAGGCCAGUAUAGUGGAGGCCCUGGUGUUCCAUUUGGGUCUGAGCAACCAGCGGGUCAAUCUUAUAUCCCAUGACUAUGGAGACACUGUAGCCUUGGAGCUGCUCUACAGAGGGGAUCAAAAUCGCACAGGACACCUGGUCUUGAACAGCCUCUGUCUUUCAAAUGGAGGAGUAUUCCCAGAAACACACCACCCACGGCUGCUGCAGACGCUCCUGAAAGACUCAAGCAUUCUUGCAGUAAUUCUGACUCGUCUCACCAACUUUUUUAUCUUCCAAAAGGGGAUAAAAGAAGUGUUUGGUCCCUACACGCAGCCCACUGACGCAGAGUUCUGGGACAUGUGGGCAGGGUUACGCUACAAUGACGGCAACUUAGUGCUGGACAGCGUUCUCCAGUACAUCAACCAGAGGUUUAAACACAGAGAUCGAUGGGUGGGGGCGCUCACUUCCACAUUCGUCCCAUUGCACAUGAUCUAUGGACCCCUGGACCCAGUCAACCCCCAUCCCCAGUUCAUCCGUCAUUACCUACAGCUGGUGAAGAGGUCCACUGUGACUGUCCUGGACGACCACAUUAGUCACUACCCUCAGCUGGAGGAUCCCACAGGUUUCCUAAAAGCAUAUUUCAAUUUUAUUCAUUCUUUCUGAAAGAACACUAAAUGUCUCUUCAGAGUUGAGCUGCAGUGUCAACAUUCAGAAGGACAUUUAAAUUGUAAUCCAAGCGAGAACGUAAGCUACUGUAAUGUUUUGCAACGAUCGAAUGUAUUUGAGCCCAAGAACACUUGAUUUAAUUUUUUGUCUCUUAAUGUCAAUGUUUCUUUAAAUAA
Messenger RNA from Nematolebias whitei (Rio pearlfish), 1273 nucleotides. It is a transcript of the gene mest, whose product is annotated as mesoderm specific transcript. NCBI's taxonomy places the organism in Eukaryota, Metazoa, Chordata, Actinopteri, Cyprinodontiformes, Rivulidae. The coding region runs from base 114 to 1094 and encodes 326 amino acids. The record is from RefSeq and is a predicted model, not a curated record. Gene Ontology annotation, molecular function: catalytic activity. The transcript has 12 exons.